Messenger RNA from Coccidioides immitis RS, 573 nucleotides. RefSeq lists its product as uncharacterized. Lineage: Eukaryota; Fungi; Ascomycota; Eurotiomycetes; Onygenales; Onygenaceae. The record is from RefSeq and is a predicted model, not a curated record. Bases 1 to 573 code for a protein of 190 amino acids. The transcript is spliced from 2 exons.
AUGAGCCAAAGCCAUGCAACGCAAGUCCUUCGUCAGCACACUGCAUUCAGCUCAAAUCUCUCUUGGAUUGCCGUCUCCGCACGAGGGUAUACUCAUCCACAAAGCCGAUCGCUUUUGGCUGAUUGUUUCGCGGUUGCGGGGAAGAAGUUUACAAAACCCAUUCCUGAAAAAUCCGGGGUAAAACGAACUCUAACCAAGCCGCAGGUUGACGAGGAGACAAGCAAGCGAGAUUUGGAGAUGCGGAGUCUGCGGAGUCAGAACUGGCUGGAUGAAAUUUGUUUACAUUCCGCUCGAAAAGGAGGCCAGCAACCCUUGGAAGUCGCUGGAAUGAUGGCUCGCCGGCAUACUCCGUACGCAUCCACAGUAGGACACGACCGCUGGGAGCCAGGAAUCUGCCAAUCAAGUGUUAUCACUUUCGUUGAAGCAGACAUAUCGACCAAUGCAAAUGCUAUUCAAACCAAAGCAGAUGAUGUAGCUGGGAUGUACACAGUACAAAAACGUAGAGCUGAACGCCACCAGCAAAGGUCCAUGUCCCGAGGACCGGACACAUGGUGGUCAUGCCGAUUCCAGUAA